Molecule: messenger RNA, 841 nt
Organism: Protobothrops mucrosquamatus (brown spotted pit viper)
Lineage: Eukaryota; Metazoa; Chordata; Lepidosauria; Squamata; Viperidae
Product: ubiquilin-4-like
Exons: 5
Biological process (GO): ubiquitin-dependent protein catabolic process
Cellular component (GO): cytosol
Molecular function (GO): polyubiquitin modification-dependent protein binding
Source: RefSeq, a predicted model, not a curated record
GGUGCAAGAACCUCCCGGGGUGACAGUGGCUUCCCCUCCGGUCCCCUCCGCCACUGCUCUGCCUGCCACGGGGGUAGUUCUGGCCCCUUCCGCAGCUCCUGCUUCACCUGCGGCCCCCUCCCAGCCAUCCACCUCCAGCAGCAGCCUUUCAGACGUGGGAAACAGCAACUGGAGGAGCAGCGCUUUGGGAGGCACGCCGGGGUCAGCAGGGGAAGGAAUGCCCAGCGGCGCCACCUCCAUCCUGUCCGGCUUUGGGGGCAUUGCCGGGCUUGGCCACCUGGGGAUGGGCUCGGCAAACUUCAUGGAGCUCCAGCAACAGAUGCAGCGGCAGCUGAUGUCCAAUCCGGAGAUGCUGUCCCAGAUCAUGGAGAACCCCUUGGUCCAGAGCAUGAUGUCCAACCCAGACUUCAUGAGGCGGACGAUCACGGCCAACCCCCAGAUGCAGCAGCUGAUGGAACGGAACCCAGAGAUCACCCACAUGCUGAACAACCCCGAGCUGAUGCGCCAGACCAUGGAGUUGGCACGCAACCCGGCCAUGAUGCAAGAAAUGAUGCGCAACCAGGACCGAGCCCUGAGCAACUUGGAGAGUGUUCCCGGAGGGUACAGUGCCUUGCGGCGCAUGUACACGGAUAUCCAGGAACCGAUGUUCAGCGCUGCCAGGGAACAGUUUGGCAACAAUCCCUUCUCUGCGCUCACUGGGAGUUCGGACACCCCAAACUCCGAGCCUCUGCGGACGGAGAACCGAGAGCCGUUGCCCAACCCUUGGAAUCCCGUUCCCGCUUCUCAGGGCCAGGAGAAGACAAAAUCCAAUUUAUACAAAGCAUCAACUAAGCCUCCUUGA